GACUGAGAAUAUAUAUCUAAUGUUAAUGUUUCAUUGUGUGUGUGCGUGUGUGUGUAAAUAUACGACAUAUUAUGCCAGGAGAACUGAAAAAAAUAUCUGGAUUUACUUCUCGAAAUAACUGAGAAACUCCACCAAACCAAGGAGGAAUAAAAACUGAUCAUGAACAUAGUUAAACGGGGCGUGUCCAUUCGGGAGAUGGGGCGGGGCUGGCAAUGAUUUACAUCUUUUUCGAACUACAUGUACAUACAUAUACAUGAUUUUUGUGUAGCACGUUUCGGUAAUUAUUCUAAAUACCUGCAUACAGUUUUGAGGGAACGUUGGAUCUCGGAUUUUCCGUUAGCACCUGAACAUGACAAUUUCUCCUUCAGAACUAGUUUAUUGAAAUUAAAAUGUGAGUGCUACAGUGGGACGACAGUUUCCAAUUUAUAGCUCGAUAUUGCUAGUGCUGACGGUAAAAUGUACGCACUAGGCCAUCCAUUUACAAAGAUGAAGGGACGAACUUGCCGAUGAUGAUGGGCGGAGCCUAGAACGAGUGGGAGGUGACAUAACACAAAAAAAUAUCAGUGUGUGAAUUUUCCACCAACCACUUUGGAAGGUUCAUCAGAAAUGUGUCGCUUAGAAGUAUUUAAAAUUGGUUUUCAAUAAUCUGAACUCGGUUAGAGGCGGGGCCACAAUCCCCGAAUAUAAUCGCCGCAACAUGAUAUUCAACCCGUCCCGCCCUAUUUUCUUCAGAGCAUGACGUGUAUUCGUUAAUUUGUUGAAAAGGAUUAAUCAAAAGUGGGCAAGGAAUCUGUAAAAACUUUGCUUUAUCUGUGAUGAUUAAGUUAUAACUAAGGGCCGCAAAAGCCACAUUUGGUGGGUUUUUUUUUGGGGGGGGGGGGUCAAGGUAGUCAGAUUUUCCCAAGUCUGAACCUUUAUAAGACCCCAGUCUCAAUCGGAUGUUAAGACAUCAUCAAACCAGCUCUGAAGGUGUAUAUCGGAGGCUUUGGAGAAAAAGAAUUGUCCAUACAUUGAUUACUAAGGGGAAUGGAAGGGUAUCAUUAUCACAACUGCCCUUCCUUCUGUUGAAAUAUAUAUUAAACCAAUCUCAGUUCAGGCAUUUUCCCUUCAAAAUGGGAAACUUUUUGUCGUACUGAUGGACAAUGCAUGUAUGCGUGAUACAAAUUCAAGAGUUAAUAGUACACACACAAAAACAAGUGAAAAACAGGAGAAAAAAACUGUGUAUACUUUUCACUCGCAGUCGACUGGUCUCGACUUUCGGGUAAAUAGAGUGAAGUUUCGCUCUGAUAAUGAGAAGUAUACUCGGAUAGAUCGGAAGUGGGUGGUGGCCAUUAUCAACCUGGAUCAGCUAAAGUCAACCUUAUCUGAAAUGUUGAUGGUAGGGAAUCGUGCAGUAUAAUGUUCAUCAUCUUCACGUUUUCUCAUUCGGGAGAGAAAUUUCGCCGAGUGAGGACAGCUUCAACAUCGUCUGAUUUCGUCUAUUUUACUUGCAUUGAGCGUAAAGCAGGGACUUAUCAAAGAUGUCAGUUUCCAUGGUAACCCAUCACCAGACCCUCUUCGAGUUGUCCCCUACGGACCUCCGCUCAAUCCACAUCUUCCUGGUCGUCUUCGCGCUGUGCACGCUUUUUGUCCGCCGUGUUGCAAGCGGACAGUGGACUGGGCGUGCGAGGGGAUCUCUCCCGCCUGGUCCUGUUGGCUGGCCGCUGGUGGGCUAUGCACCUUACCUCGGAAAAUACCCUCACAAGGUAAUGGCAAAUCUUAGCCAGACUUACGGGGAUGUAUUCAGCCUAGCCAUCGGACCGCGAACAGUCAUCGUAGUGAACGGUGUCAGCGCGGUCAAGGAAGCAUUGGUGACACACGGCCAGGAUACUUCGGGCCGUACACCGCCCGCUAGAGCCGUUACCGUCAAUACAUCACUCGGUUACUUCUGGUCGUCUGGCGAUCUGUGGCGCGCCCAGCGGAAAUUCGGUCAGGGCGUUCUUCGACACUUGGGCGGGCCGGGCCGGCAGGGCUUGCAGGGCGUGAUCCGCCGCGAGGCCGCUGUCUUGUGCGCUGAGCUCGCCCGACGAUGCCAUCCCAGCGCCCCGCUAGACACCACCACCCUGGUCGAUAAGGCCGUGGCUAACAUCAUGUGCUCUCUGGUGUUUGGCAAACGGUUCCAAAACGAUGAUGAAGAGUUUCAGCGGAUGAUGGAGCUAUCUUUUGACAUCCAGAAGGGAGGUUUCUCGGCCGUGGAGAACUUCUUGCCCUUUCUGUACAAGCUGCCGUUCCUGUUCCGACAUGCCAAGGGAAAGAAGCGGGAGAUUUUGAAUUUCAUUCGUGACAUGCUCUACCGUGACCGCGAUGCGGUCGACCAGGCACGUGCGCAAAGCAUGGCGGAUCUCUACUUCAUCGAAUUGGACCGACAAAAGAAAGAUGCUCAUCCUUCGCCAGACAUUCGCUUCACCGAGGACAAUAUCGUCUCGGCCGCUUGGGAUAUGUUCAUCGCGGGCGUGGAGACCACAGCAGUCACGCUGGCAUGGGCACUGCUGUAUCUAAUGCUGCACACCGACACACAGGAACAUAUACAAAGUGAAAUCGACAAGGUGGGCGGAGGGGAGCCCCCCUCCUGGUCCGAUCAGAAGGACAUGCCAUUCACGAGGGCUGCCAUAAUGGAGAUACAACGGUGUGCAAACAUAGUGCCAAUAGCCCUGCCACACACAGUGACGGAGGAGUUUCAGCUCAGGGGCCACACCAUACCAAAAGGUUCAGUUCUCUUCAUCAAUCUGUGGUCUGUCAUGAGCGAUCCUGCAGAGUGGGACCAGCCUCAGGAAUUCCGACCAGAGAGAUUCCUAGACAGCGACCUCAAGAUUGUCAAACCGGAAGCAUUUAUGCCUUUCUCUGCAGGUCCGCGAGUUUGCAUGGGGGAGCAACUUGCCAAGAUGGAACUCUUCAUCCUGAUCACCAGCGUACUCCAUCAAUUCAACUUGACCCUUCCUAAGGAUGAGCCACGCCCCUGUCUGGACCCCCUGCCUGGCAUCACCUGUGGGCCACGCCCAUAUCGGGUGUGUGUGACCAGGAGAGGGGCGUGUCCAUCUAACCAGGACAGGAUGGAGGAGCUGUGAAAUUAACAUGGUCUAAGUUGGAACACUUUCU
This is a messenger RNA of Patiria miniata (bat star), 3135 nucleotides long. RefSeq names its product cytochrome P450 2D6-like. The transcript has 9 exons. The record is from RefSeq and is a predicted model, not a curated record. NCBI's taxonomy places the organism in Eukaryota, Metazoa, Echinodermata, Asteroidea, Valvatida, Asterinidae. The coding region runs from base 1521 to 3104 and encodes 527 amino acids. Gene Ontology annotation, biological process: xenobiotic metabolic process. Gene Ontology annotation, molecular function: iron ion binding; oxidoreductase activity, acting on paired donors, with incorporation or reduction of molecular oxygen, reduced flavin or flavoprotein as one donor, and incorporation of one atom of oxygen; heme binding. Gene Ontology annotation, cellular component: cytoplasm; intracellular membrane-bounded organelle.